UUGUCGUCAGAGAUGUGGACUGAAUACGAGGCCCACGACACGCGACAUAUCGUGACUUUGUGUGUAAGCUAGCACCUGCGAGCGACUUUCCUCCGAACUUCCUCGAAGAAGAAGACAGAGAUGAAGAACGACAUUUAAAACACCUCACAUGCAGCACAUGCAGCAGAGGCAGCAGAUGCAGCCUGCAGGCCCUCCAUCUCCCAGCUGUUCCUCCACCUCUGACUGCUUCCCCCUCAUCAUCCACCGCAGUGCAGCUGAAUGUGGAAGUGAGACUUCAGCUGAGCCAGAGAAACACGAAGUGAGAGCAGAGAACUCUCCGACAGAUCUCUUCAGGAUGAGGUCUAUUGUGAGCUUCUACGUAUGCUUCCUGCUGUGCCUGGGCCUUGGCGUGUCCUGCGUGGUGUGUGUGUGUCUGUGGAACAAACAGUGGCGUGGUGGCUUCGCCUGGGACGGCUCACCCAAGCAGUUCAACUGGCACCCUGUCCUGAUGGUAACGGGUCUGAUCGUGCUGUACGGCAACGGAGCUGUGUUGUACCGCGUCCCCCUGACCUGGGGUCAGAAUAAACUCCCCUGGAAGCUGCUGCACGCUGCAGUGAUGCUCCUCGCCCUGGUCCUAUCAGUUGUAGGGCUUUGUGCUGUGUUUGACUUCCACAAUGCCAAAAACACCCCUAACCUCUACUCCUUGCACAGCUGGAUUGGAAUUGCUGCUACAGCUCUUUUUGCCAUGCAGUGGGUGUUGGGUCUUGCUGUCUUCCUCGUGCCCUGCUCCCCCAUAUCUCUGCGUAAACUCCUGAAGCCCGUACAUGUGUGGUUUGGAGGCAGCAUACUGUCACUCAGCAUCGUUGCCUGCAUCUCUGGAAUCAAUGAGAAACUCUUCUUUGCUCUCAAAAGAAACACCAGUGGAACUCAGCCAUAUUCUAAGCUUCCACCUGAGGCUGUGUUAGGAAACACAUUAGGAGUUUUGAUUGUGGCCUUUGGCUUGGUUGUUCUAAAGAUUUUAUCCAACCCUAAAUGGCAGCGACCAGACUCCAGGCCUGAGGACACGGCUUACACGCCGUUGUUUCAAGAAGAAAAUGAAUGAGGGACAUUUAAAACAUCAAACCCAUCCAACCAUCAAACCUCAGUCAUCAGACAUGAUGAUGAUGAUGAUGAUGAUGAUGAUGAUGAUGGUGGUGAUGGUGAUGAUGAAGUGGCUUAAACAUUUUUUAAACAUUCUGUGUUGAUUGUGCCAGCAGCUGUCUAAACAGUGACAAUCAUCUGUGUUGUUGUGGAUGUUACUUUUUUUGGGGGAUUAUAUUUAAAAUUGCUCUUUGGCCAAAGAAUAAAAAAAAUGUGUUUGAUCCUUCUUCCUCUUUUCUCCCAUGAUGCACUGCACCUUCAUCAUAUGGUAAAGCUCUAACUGGGUGCAGGUAUUAUAGCUUGUGUCUGAAUAAAGUGGUGUUGUUCCCGUAAGGA
This is a messenger RNA of Larimichthys crocea (large yellow croaker), 1455 nucleotides long. It is a transcript of the gene cyb561a3a, whose product is annotated as cytochrome b561 family, member A3a. Gene Ontology annotation, molecular function: oxidoreductase activity. Lineage: Eukaryota; Metazoa; Chordata; Actinopteri; Sciaenidae. The record is from RefSeq and is a predicted model, not a curated record. The transcript is spliced from 7 exons. Bases 149 to 1081 code for a protein of 310 amino acids. Gene Ontology annotation, cellular component: lysosomal membrane.